AUGUAUAGAAGAAUUUCAAAUAUAGACAAGAUAAAAUAAUAAAUGAGAUUGAAUCAACAAGUUAAGGAACUCUUAUAGAAAGGAGAGAUUGAUAUUGAAAAUCCAUUUCACUUUGAAGUAAUGCAUCAUAAAAUUUAGAUCAUUAUUGCUAUCUUAAAUAAAGAUGAAAAUUAAAGAAAUUCAAAUGAUUUAAAUGUGCUAGCUUCAGCCCUUUAAACUAUUAAAUAUUUUCAUGAAAUGAAGAAGACAACAAGUUUAGAUGAAAUGCUUAAUUUAUACAAAGAGUUACAAUAUAUAAAUUUACCAGCUCGUAGGACACUUUUUAGAUGUGGUGAUAUAGGCAAAAACUUUUAUAUUAUAUUAAGAGGUAGUGUAUGGGUAAUUUACAUUAAUUAUUCUUAGGUAUUGGUUGGAAAAAGUGGACUUGGAGAUGAGAGAUUGGAAAAGUAAGAAAAGAAAUCUGAUAAGAAGUAAGAGAAGAAACAUCAAUAAGGAAAAGAAUUUGAUGAAGGAGAAGAAUCUGUAUUUUUUUUAUCUUAUUUAGGAUGAAGAUUAAUUUGAAGAUUUAGAUGAUGAAAAAAUGCUUGAAAAUAAAUAUUAAAAUAUGAUGAAAGUAGGUAAAAUAGAGUAAGGAGGUAGUUUUGGAGAAAUUGCCUUAACUAAUUCAUUACCUAGAUAAGCUACUAUAGUAUGUGCAGAAAAUUGCUAAUUUAUUAAAUUAUCAAGAGAAGCUUUUAAUAAAUUUUUAUGUAAUCUAUUUUAAUAAACAUCUUAGCUGAGUAUUAUACAAGAAUUUAAAAUAAAAAUCUCUUGUUUCUCAAAUCUAUUAACAUUUUUAAUGAUUGGUCAGAUGCUGAUGUAGGAUUAAUUUAAUAUCAUCUUUCAAAUUUUGAAUAUUCAAUGAAUACACUCAUUUAUAGAGAAGGAGAAUUUAUUAAAGGUGUUUAUUUCAUUGUUUCAGGAAUGGUUGAAAUACAACAAAAAAGUAAAUCAAAUAUAAAAAUUAAAUAAAAUCAAUUAAUUCAUAAAUAAUAGAUUAUUCUUAAUAGAUAUUCUGUUGGGUAAGUUUUUGGUUUUAUGGAAAUUUUAUAAAAUAAAAAAUAAAGAUAAACUAAAGCAGUUUGUUUAGCUGAAAAAGUUAAAAUACUUUUUUUAGAUGAAGAUGUAUUUAUUUUAUUAAUUUUAGAGAUUUAAAUUAUAUUGUUGUCAAGGACAAUCUUUAAAACUUUUAGAAACUAUGACUAAAUAAAUGGAAAAAACAUUUGAAAAAGCAAAUUAAAUAUAUCAAGAAGCAUUAAAAUAAUCUAAUCAAAGUUUAUCUUUAAAUCUUGCAGAGAGUGAUAGUUAUUUAAAACGAUUAAAAACAGAAAAUUAACCAAUCUGUAAAACUAAUAGAAGUAAAAUAGUGAAAAGAUCUCUUGAUAUAUUAGGUAAUGUAUCUCAUUAAUCAUCAAAAAUAUUAAGUUAUUGUGAAUGUGUAUCUGCUUAUAAUAAAGAUAAUUAAGUAAAAUUAAAUUUAAAUAAUCCACUCAUUUUAAUUGAACCCAGUAAAAGAGUAAAAAUGUAAUAAUUACAAUUUUAACAACAAUAUUCACCAGGUCCACCUCCUACCUCAAGAAUUCCUUAAUUUUCUAGUAGGGAUUCUAGAUAAACCAUUCUAAGGUAAUUAAAAUUACCAAGUUUAUUUAAAUAAUAAUAAUCAGAAUAAGAUGAUCGAAUAUCUAUUAGACAAUUAGAUCCUGUUAUUUGA
Paramecium sonneborni is the source of this 1750-nucleotide messenger RNA. The record is from the annotation of a GenBank genome assembly. NCBI's taxonomy places the organism in Eukaryota, Ciliophora, Oligohymenophorea, Peniculida, Parameciidae.